CUUUGACCGCUGUUGAGCAUAUCGCUUUCAGCUCAGUUUCUUAUAGAGGGAACUCGACAAUCAUCUCGUCACUCAAUUGGUAGCAGGCUCAUGUAGGUCACGCGAUGAGCGGAAAGCGAACUGAAUGCAUCGCCAUCAACACUCCGUAGUACCUUUCCCCUCAAGUUGACGCUAGAUCCAUAGGACUUCAAAGGACACUGGAAAGAAGGGAUCCGUACCAAUAAGUUCAGAGAGUUGCUGACAGUGCCUAAACGAAGCUCUAACAAUGACCCGAUCCUACCAAUUCGAGAUAGCCCCAUCUGAACCGUAGCUCGUCAGCGACCAAAAUCAAGACGAGGGAACGGUUUAUCAGCAGCUAUGAACAACAUUGAUUUGGAAUGGAUAUCACAACAUGACUUUUUGACUAGAGCUCAGGUGGCUUCAUGCUGUUCAACCGAUUAGUAUAGACGUGCGGCCAACAUCGCAAUUGCUCCAUCUCUUCACAUCCAUCUCAAGACAAACAAGUAUUAUUAUUUACUUCCUUCAUCAUCUUUAAUAUGGAUCAUCAAUUACACCCUACCCUAUACGAUGGUAAGGAUUUACAGCUAGAGGUUAACCAGAGUGACCCGCCUGACCAGGAGUCAAGGGGGCUCCUCACUAAUCUGCAUAGGAGAAACCAAACCAUCCCGAGACUGCAGUGGAAGACAAGAUCGGGGAUGAUAACCUUAACCAUCCUGAACCUCAUUUUGUUCAGCAUCUCUAUUGUAUUGUUUGGAGUGACAUGGUAUAGCCAUAGCUCCACUGUGAAAAAUGCCGAACUCAGGCGUGUCUCUGUAUACAGUCCUGUAUAUGAUUCGAUAGAACUUGGACUCCAUCAGAUCCAAGUGAAUGGAACGUUCUACCCACCAGAUCAACCCUCGAUAGCACGACAAAUGCCCAACCCAGAGGCGGACAGCGUAUGGGAGGAUUAUGAGCUAGUCCGCCCGGUGCGGCUCACAAAGUCCCAGAUAAGACAGAUGGGAAAGGAUCCUUUGAAGGUGUCGAAAUAUGAAGAUAAACAUUGGGGUUUUGGCGACGAUGCCUAUGUAGGCGACUUGGAUGUUUUUCACCAGCUGCAUUGCUUGAACACGCUGCGCCAGUAUGCCUAUGCCGAAUACUAUAAUCUGACGGCGAUCGACGCAAGUGAUGGGAACUCGGUUAUGGCUCUACAUGUCAAUCACUGUGUCGAUAUACUCUUUCAGGAGAUCCAGUGCUCUGGAAAUGUUGGGUUUAUUACUUCCGGUUGGGUUGAGAACCAGCGUUACCCGCAGCCUGAUAUGUCAGUAUUCCUUUCCUUCAUUUGACGCUUUUCUUUCUUGUAGCAGUGCUACAUCAAGAAGGGAACCUUAUUAGCUCACUACUGGAUAGGUCUAUCAAUCGCAAAUGUGUCGUAUUUGAGAAUGUGGUCGCCUGGCGUAAUGCUCACUCUGUUGAUGUUGACAAGUAUAGGAAAAUAAUGGCAGAGCCAUAGCGAAUAUUAAGAUGCGGGGGAAUUAGUAAAGAUCUUUCUAGGAAAAGAUGCCAUGUUUGAAACGGUCCCAAGCACUGAGCAAUCACCUAGGCUUCUCAAAGCCUAACGCCUCCGAACCCAAGAACGUGCCAUGGGGCGCAGCAUCCUACUACAUUUCUCUUAACUCCGAACAUCCCCAUGGCCAUUGUAGGACGGGCUCAUAAAAACACUCAGCUGUCCCAGCGUUCGCAAGAGGGGCCCCGGUGUUGGGAAUGGGUUACCGAGUGAUGGUCAUAAAUAUGUAUAAUAAUGUGCUGAUGCAUAUGCCCAGUGCUAUGAUAUAAGAAUGGCUGUAUUCUUAUGUAAAAUAUCAAUGUGAUUCAUAGGAAUGAUAUAUUCUUUUUACUUGCCCGCUCUAAGCUAGACGGCGCACACGUGUUAUCUGAGACAGUGUCACAGUACAGUACUAUAUAG
Molecule: messenger RNA, 1942 nt
Organism: Xylaria bambusicola
Lineage: Eukaryota; Fungi; Ascomycota; Sordariomycetes; Xylariales; Xylariaceae
Exons: 2
Coding region: 537-1322 (261 amino acids)
Biological process (GO): mycotoxin biosynthetic process
Source: RefSeq, a predicted model, not a curated record